Molecule: messenger RNA, 2720 nt
Organism: Neolamprologus brichardi
Lineage: Eukaryota; Metazoa; Chordata; Actinopteri; Cichliformes; Cichlidae
Source: RefSeq, a predicted model, not a curated record
GAGUGAGAGCAACCAGAGUAAGAAGGGAGGGAAGAGGAGCUGAGGAAUAUGGAGAAACAUAAAUCUCCAAAUAAGAAGUGGGGCGUAAGAUAGGUCACAUGUUGAAUGUCUGUGGAGUGCCACGGUAGAGAGUAGACUGAGGGGAUGGUUGAUACAGCCGAACCACAGUAAGGAGUUGGGGAAUAGCAUCCUGGACCCGUAGCAUGAAGAUGCGUGUCUGUGUGUGGCUCCUCUGGGUGUCCUGGUUCUGCACCUGUGCAGAGUACUCCAAGUGGUGCAAGUGCCAUGGCAUUGUGCCGGCAGAGCCAGGUUUAGACAAGAGGUCAAAGACCCUGUUCAAGGAGCGUGCUCAUCACAGUGGGGGACACCAGCACACACCUCACAGGAACAGGGCACACCGGAGAAAAGGUUCCAAGGUUCGAGCAGAAGAGAGACCUCCCCGCAUUGUCCACCACCCCUCUGAUGUGGUGGUGAAAGUUGGCAAUCCCGCCACCCUCUCCUGUCGCGCCGACGGAAGCCCAAAGCCAACUAUUGAGUGGCUACGCAACAAUCAGCCACUAGAGACCGCAAAGAGAGAUGGCCAGCUGCAGCCGAUGAUCCUUUCAGACGGGAGCCUCUUCUUUCUGAGCGUGGAAGGGGGAAGACAGGGGCAGUCGCAUGAGGGUGUCUAUACCUGUGUGGCUAGGAACAGUGCGGGGAAGGACACCAGCCGUAAUGCAUCACUGUUUAUCGCAGUGUUGAAGGAGGAGUUCAGUAUGCAGCCUACUGAUGUGGAAGUGGCAGAGGGGGAAAUGGCUGUUUUAACCUGCAGCCCCCCAGUGGGACAUCCGGAACCUAAUGUUGUCUGGAAGAAGGAUGGGCUGCCCAUCAGCAGUGCUGAUCAUCAUUACACUGAGCUGAAUGGGAAGCUUAUCAUCGGUCCUGCAGAGAAAAGUCACUCUGGUGCUUACGUGUGUGCGGCCAUCAACACUGUGGGGGAGAGGGAGAGCAGGGCAGCUCGGCUCUCUGUGCUGGCCAAGCCCGUACUGGUGCUGAAGCCAGAAAACGUAUCAGUAAGAGCGGGAGAGUCUGCCCAGUUUUACUGCCAAGCUAAAGGUGACCCUCCACCUGCUGUGGUCUGGAGCAGAGAGCAGGGACCACUGCCCAAUGGCAGGUACAUCGUAAACCCAGACCAGACUCUCCAGAUCCAUUAUGUGACAGCCCUGGAUGCCGGGAAGUACACCUGCACUGCUCUCAAUGAUGUGGGUGUGGUCACUGCCAGUGCACAGCUACUAGUUGAAGAGGCUGCCAACACUAAGCAGAAAGACCUCCACAAAGAGCUGUCAUCCCUGCGUGUGAUUCUGGAGAACGUCACCGUCAUGGCCCCUGAUUCUAACAUGUCCUUCGUACAGUGGAAGCUCCAGUCACUCCCAGCGCAGCCGCAUUACCUUGAUGGCUUUGAGGUUCUGUAUCGCUCUCUGCUCACUGCCAGCUCAGACUGGGCAGCAGAGAAGGUGACAUUCCCCAGCUUCCAGGCUCAGGUGGGCCCCCUAAAGAGAGGCUACAAGUAUGACUUCAAAGUUCGGCCUUAUGGCAGCGGCUUAUAUGGGAGGGAGAGCAACACCCGGCACCUGAGAGUUUCUGAGACAGUGCCCAGUGCCUCUCCUCGGGCUGUGUCAGUAACAGUCAAUCAUGAGCAGAAUAACACCAUCCAUCUGAGCUGGGAGCCUCCUCCUCCUGUAACCCACAAUGGGAUCUUACAGGGAUACCAGGUGUGGUGUGUGGAGCCCGAAGAGCAGCAGUACCAAAACUGGACUGUGGAUAGUAGCCAACUGAGCCUUCAUAUCUCUAGCCUCAAACAAGGGAAGCAGUACUGGGUCACCAUAGCAGCAGUCAAUGGGGCUGGAGUAGGAAUGCUGAGUGACCCUCAUGGAUUUGUCAUCAACUCACAGUUAGGUGGACUACCCGAGUCAGAUAGCCAGAGGCGGCGUUUGUCUCCGGUCCUGGCCUUUCUUCAGGACCCUGUGUUGCUCGGCAGCAUCGGCGCCGUCUUGUGGUGUGUUCUGAUGGGUGCAGCGAUCUGUCUCUUCAGACGCCACAGCAGGACCGGUCAGCUGAUACCAAGACCUGGCAAGGCUAAAGGUUUGCGAAGACUAGUCGGUGAAGAUCUCAUUAUAAAACACAGGAUGGCAGCUCCAGAUUCACCGUGGAUCCCCGGAGGCUGGAGACCUUCUUUGAGUCAAAAGUACCAUGACCUAUGGGCCCAAGGUCAGCAUCACCCAGGAAUCCGAAGCACCAGCCUCCCAGUCUCAUCCAAGAAGGACAGCAGCUGCCUGGAGUCGACCGUUCCCAUUGUGACCGAUAGCUGCGGUGUCUACGGCACCUUUUACGUGGACCUCAUGGGCAGUGGUCUUAAGACCUUCAACAGUCCGGGACGUGUCACUAAAAUGUCUCAUGGUUUGCCCCACAAAGAAGGAGCCGAAACUAUCCAGAUAUUUACUCAUCCUGCCAGCAAGCCCUCACCCAUCAUCAGCAGGGAGGCUCUGCCAUGGAAACAGGCCAUACGACCCCAGCCCAAGAUGGGUGUCGCCUUGUACCCAUCUUCCCAUGCAGAAGGCGACUCAUUCGGCGAACUGGAGCCUGUUUCUGCGUGGGACUGGAGCAUGGCCUGGAUGGAGGAAAUGGAGGCCCAGUACUCAGAACACUAUCCUGGGAGAAACACCAGACCCUUCAACAGUUAG